Messenger RNA from Anopheles cruzii, 2143 nucleotides. Its product is annotated as acyl-CoA synthetase short-chain family member 3, mitochondrial. The record is from RefSeq and is a predicted model, not a curated record. The transcript has 8 exons. NCBI's taxonomy places the organism in Eukaryota, Metazoa, Arthropoda, Insecta, Diptera, Culicidae. Bases 1 to 2010 code for a protein of 669 amino acids.
AUGGACCAGCCAGUUCCGUCGAACAAUAGUGAUUCCGCAGUGCCGCCCGAGUGUUCCAGCUACUCGGAAGUCAUGAGCCCACUGUACAUGGAGGCGUACUGCCAGUCGAUCGAGCAACCGGAGGCAUUUUGGGGCGAUUUGGCCGAACAGUUAAUCGAUUGGGAUCAGCCCUGGCAGAAAGUGCUGGACGAUAGCAACAGUCCGUUCACAAAGUGGUAUGUCGGCGGUAAGCUGAACGCGUGCUACAACGCGGUGGAUAGGCAUGUGCUGGCCAAGAAGGGCAGCAAGGUGGCCCUCAUUCACGACAGCCCCACGACGAACACCAUUCGCCAUGUGACGUACAAUGAGCUGUUUGAUAAGGUUUCCCGUUUGGCCGGCGGCCUCCGGAAGUUGGGUGUUAAGAAGGGCGACCGUGUGGUUAUCUAUAUGCCCCUGAUACCGGAGGUCAUCAUUGCCAUGCUGGCCACGGCCCGCCUAGGCGCCGUGCAUUCCGUAGUGUUUGGAGGCUUUGCGGCCAGUGAACUCUGCACGCGAAUAGAGCACGCCGAACCAACGGUCAUCAUUGCGGCCAACUGUGGCGUUGAGCCGCACAAGAUUAUCUACUACUUGGACAUCCUGCACGAAGCUGUGGCCAUGUCUCGCUGGAAGCCCCGGAAGAACAUCAUAUACCGUCGCGCGAACAUACUGAUGUCGGAGCUGGACGACGCGUGGGACGUGAGCUGGGAGAGUGCCCUGGACAGUCCGGUUGACUGUGUGCCGGUCGAUGCCAACGAUCCGUUGUACAUUCUCUACACCUCAGGAACGACAGACAAACCUAAGGGAAUUCAGCGACCGAUCGGCGGCCACCUGGUGACGCUGAUGUACACGAUGAACACGAUCUACGGAAUCCAGCAAGACGACGUCUGGUGGAACGCGUCGGAUCUUGGGUGGGUCGUCGGCCAUUCGUACAUCUGCUACGGGCCACUCCUCUACGGGGCCACGAGCGUCAUGUACGAAGGCAAGCCCGACCGGACCCCCGAUCCGGGACAGUACUUCCGGAUCAUCGAUCAGCACCGGGUCAGUGCCGUGUUCUCGGUGCCGACGGCCUUUCGCGUGAUCCGACGGGUCGAUCCGGAAGCGACUUUCAGCCGCAAGUAUAGCCUUAAAUCGCUGCGCACGAUCUUCAUCGCCGGAGAGCACUGCGAUCUAGAAACAAUGAAAUGGAUGCGCAACACGUUCAAAGUACCUGUGCUAAACCAAUGGUGGCAAACGGAAACCGGUUCGGCCAUCACGGCCACGUGCGUCGGAUUUUCGCAGAACCUGCAGACGCCACCCUUCACGACCGGGCUGCCCUUCUGUGGGUACGAUAUCUGCGUGCUGGACAAGAACGGUCACGAGGCGAAACCGAACGAACUGGGGCGCAUCGCCGUGAAACUCCCGCUGCCACCGGGCAACAUGGCGACUCUGUACCGCAGCGACGAGCUGUUCCGCAAGACGUACUUCCAACGGUUUCCGGGCUACUACGAUACGAUGGAUGCCGGUUACAAGGAUGAGAACGGGUACAUCUUUGUGACCGCCCGGGACGACGAUGUGAUCAACGUGGCGGGUCAUCGCAUUUCCACCUCCAGCCUCGAGGACGCCAUCCUGCGACACCCGGACGUGGCCGAUGCGGCCGUGUUUGGCGUGCCGGAACCGACCAAGGGCCAGAUACCGCUCUGUCUGUACGUGACGAAACCGAACGUAGCCAAGCCGCCGGCCAAGAUGUCCGUGGAGCUGAUCAACAUCAUCCGGGAGGUGAUCGGACCGAUCGCUGCGUUCAAGCUGGCCGCCCAAGUACAAAAUCUUCCACGCACCAGAUCCGGCAAAACGAUGCGCAAAUCGAUGGCCGAUUUGGCUGCCAACAAGCACAUCACGAUCCCGGCCACGAUCGAGGACCCGCACGUGUUUGUCGACGUUACGCGAGCCCUGCGCGAGCUCGGCUACGCAAUGGCCGCUCCCGAUCCGGAACUGCGGCAAACGACCGCGAGAUGAUGCGACGGCGCGCGCGCUCCUGAUUCCGUUUCGCUUUUUAAGGUUUUCCGUUUUCGCUCCGUUCGCUUCCUUACUUCCGUAGUAUAAACCGUUAAUAUUUUAUCAGCACUCUAAUAAAGCAAGAAACAUGGUA